Molecule: messenger RNA, 675 nt
Organism: Cyclocybe aegerita
Lineage: Eukaryota; Fungi; Basidiomycota; Agaricomycetes; Agaricales; Hemipholiotaceae
Source: the annotation of a GenBank genome assembly
AUGUGCGUUGCCAACUUCUGCAACAUAAGGUGGACGGGGAUGAGACCAGCACAGCCAUGUCUGCUAGAAAUCUGCCGCAUCACCUUCGUUUACGUUCCAUCUGCAUUGCGGUGGGAUGUCCAUGGUGAGGCACACAAGUAUGUCACCGAGCUUAAAGUCAGGGUUGGCCAUUGCAAGACGGACAACUCCAUAGACGCGCUACGCUCCCGAGCUGCGCACUCAGUCCUGGACUUGUGGAGUUCCACUUUCCAGGAUCCAACUUACCGAGGCUCUGAAUUCUUAGAGCUUCAACAGCCUGACGGGCAGCCGCUACAGCCAUCGUACCUCAAUGGGGGACCUUGGCUUUCAACAUUCGGACACAGUAUCACUGAGUUCGCUCAUGUCUGCUGGUGUAUAACUGGCCACAUGCCCAUUGGAGCGUAUUACCGUCACUUCAAGAUCAAUGAGCCUCAUGGCUGCACUGUGUGGGUUGUGGCACUCGCAUCCCGGUCAGCAUAUCCUGCUUUCUCUUGGGGAUAUUGCAUCGUUUUUGAAGCACAACCCUACAGCGUUUGGCUUCAACCGGGACCCUUUGGGGGUCGGAUGAUCGUUGCGGGCGGGGGUUCGGAGACCUGCACCCGCAACUACUUCUUUGCGCUUGCGGCCCACUAUUAUAGCGGGUUGCAGCGCCGCUAA